GUUCCAUCUCUAAUUCGCUGUCUCAUUGCAUAUUCGGAACAGGGAUACUCUAACAAUGGCCAGCGUAGCAUCAAAAGGAUCCGGUCUUAUUAACAGGCUGCUUGUGCAAGCAAGGCCUCAGUUGGAUGUCUUCAUGAAAUACGCCAAAGUGGAGCUCACACCACCCACGCCGGCUGAUAUUCCAGCUAUUCGCCAGAGCAUCGGCAAUAUAAUGAAGGGUGCCAAGACUGGCGCCUACAAGAAUCUGUCGGUGCGUGAGGCAUGGUUAAACACACUUGUUACAGCCGAGGUUCUCUUCUGGUUCUACAUUGGUGAAUGCAUUGGCAAGCGCCAAUUGGUUGGCUAUAAAGUUUAAAUUUACAGUAACUAUUAACUAGUGUAAAUGCCAAUUUGGGAUAUCGCUAACUAUUGUGAGAACGAAUAAAAUUUCAACGUGUAAUACCGUAGUGUAA
Molecule: messenger RNA, 452 nt
Organism: Drosophila busckii
Lineage: Eukaryota; Metazoa; Arthropoda; Insecta; Diptera; Drosophilidae
Gene: ATPsynG
Product: ATP synthase subunit g, mitochondrial
Exons: 3
Coding region: 56-355 (99 amino acids)
Biological process (GO): proton motive force-driven ATP synthesis
Molecular function (GO): proton transmembrane transporter activity
Source: RefSeq, a predicted model, not a curated record